Messenger RNA from Oncorhynchus tshawytscha (Chinook salmon), 4162 nucleotides. Its product is annotated as phosphofurin acidic cluster sorting protein 1. Gene Ontology annotation, molecular function: transmembrane transporter binding. The record is from RefSeq and is a predicted model, not a curated record. Gene Ontology annotation, biological process: protein localization to plasma membrane. The coding region runs from base 299 to 3136 and encodes 945 amino acids. Lineage: Eukaryota; Metazoa; Chordata; Actinopteri; Salmoniformes; Salmonidae. The transcript is spliced from 23 exons.
ACCGUAUGCACCUGCUGUGACGCUCUGACUCUGACAUUAUUAUUGUUGAGAGAUUGUACAAGUAAAGAGUGCGUCUUUAACGAGAGGCGUAGCUAUUCUCUUGUGCUCCCUGGAGGGCAAGUUCCGCUUCCUGCUAAUAAAAACAUCGCACUUGUGAGCAUAUCACAUCAACUGUGGACUGCAGAACAGAAAAGCAUGAAAUGCAAGCAAGAAGGCAUGGAAUUAUGUGGAUAUGAAAGCGCAAUUUGAAGCUUCAGGGUAUGAUGAAAAUAUCUGUAUGCACAAGUCUGGAAGCUGAAUGACAGAAGGUAUUUUCUUCCACAUCCAAAACACCUCCAGUAUGUCGGAGAGAGGGGGUAUCCCGCGGACUGGGGGCACACCAUCUCCACAUAUGCAGCCGUACAAGACCGUCACGAUCGUCCCGAACCGUCCAGUUCAAAUGAACCUGUAUGCGACCUGGGAAAUUGAUCGCUCAUCUCCAAGCUGUGUGCCCAGGCUCUUCACAGUUACUCUGAAGAAGCUGGUGAUGCUUCAGGAGCUGGAUAGAGACCUAACCUCUGUUGUCAUCGCAGUCAAACUCCAGGUGGCGCUCUUCACACACACACCGCCGUCCCUUCGACAAAGUGGAUCAAAGCGCAUUUUACGGUCCAAUGAAAUCCUGUUGUCAUCACCUGGACUUACCGAGACCGAUCUUCAGCUAACGUUCUCCUUGCAAUAUCCACAUUUUCUGAAGCGAGAUGCCAACAGACUGCAGAUCAUGCUGCAGAGGAGGAAGAGGUACAAGAACCGCACCAUUCUGGGCUAUAAGACCCUGGCACUGGGCCUUAUCAACAUGGCAGAGGUGAUGCAGCACCCCAGUGAGGGAGCCCGUGUGUUGGGUCUCCACACCACGGUGAAGGACACGGCUGUGCCUGUGGCCGAGAUGAGGGUCUACUCGCUCUCCAGCCAGCCCAUCGACCAUGAGAUGUCCAAGGCCAAGAUGUCUGACCGCUCACCUGACAUUGACAACUACUCGGAGGAAGACGAGGAGAGCUAUUCAUCAGAGCAGGACGGGAGUGAUGACCCUGCUCACAGCCAGUAUCUGUUUGACGAAGAGGAUGACAUGAGGAAGAAGAAGCACAGACACAAACUCACCUCUACAGCCUCCAUCACCAGAGCUCAUCCCAACAUCAAGCAGAAGUUUGUGGCCUUGUUGAAGAGGUUUAAGGUGUCUGAUGAGGUGGACUUUGGCCUGGAGCACGUGUCCCAGGAGCACAUCCGUGAUGUGGAGGAGGACCUGGAUGAGCUCUAUGACAGUCUGGAGAUGUACAACCCCAAUGACAGCGGGCCAGAGAUGGAGGAGACGGACAGCGUCCUCAGCACACCCAAACCCAAACUCAGGCCCUUCUUUGAGGGCAUGUCCCAGUCCAGCUCGCAGACCGAGUUUGGCAGUCUGAACAGCAGGUGCAGUCUGCCCAGAGACACCCUGAGCCCACAAGGAGAGCAGCCCCCGUCAGGCAAGAUGAAACGCUCUCGCUCCCGCAACUUGGACGACUCUGAGACAGACACCCUGGUGCUGACUGAUCCGGAGAUGUUUCUGGACACUACCCCCUGCAUCACUGUCUCUGUCCCAGAGCAGCUCCCCAGGACCCCAAUGAGGGAACUGAGGAGCAGCAAGAGUGAGAGCCACACCAGCAUGCCCUACACCACCAUGCCCUCCCCCAGGUUGGAUGGCGGGCACACACCCAGGCAGAGACGUGGGACACCAAUGAAGGAGAGGCGAGCGCUGUCCAAGCCACUAAGCGAACGCACCAACAGCUCUGACAGUGAAAGGUCACCGGAGCUCAGCCACACCCCACAGGUGCCCAGGAAGGCUGUGUAUGACCAGCUGAAUCAGAUCUUCUCCUCAGACACUACCCUCCCGGACAGCCUGGUCUUGGUCAACACCAGUGAUUGGCAGGGACAGUAUGUGUCCGAGGUGCUGCUGGCUCAAAAACAGCCGUUAGUGUGUACCUGCUGUGGGGUGGAGAUUCAGGCUGUCCUCACCACCCUUCUCACACGCAUCCAAAAGUUCUGUAACUGUAACUCGUCCACGCCGCCGCCGGUCAAGGUGGUGGUGGCAGGGGGACAGAGCUACCUGGGGGCCAUCCUGCACUUCUUUGUCACUCAGCUGGCCAACAAAACAUCUGAUUGGCUCAGCCUAAUCCGCUUCCUGGUGGUCCCCCUGGGCUGUCACCCUGUCGCUAAGCACCUAGCCUCCCUGGACCCUCGCUACAGCUCUGUGUUCCUGGACAAUGCCUGGAGAGACCUGUUCAGUCGCCUGGAGCCCCCUCACUCUACGGCUCCAGCUGCAGACGGUGUGGAUGUGGCUGGGAGGAUCAGCCAGUACAUCAGCAGUGUCUCUGUCACACACCAGUUGCCUAUCGCUGAGGCCAUGCUCACCUGCAAGUACAAGACAUAUGACGAAGACUCUUACCAGAAAUUUGUUCCCUUUGUUGGGGUGGUGAAAGUAGGGUUGAUUGAACCGAAUCCGGCGUAUUCAGGUGGAGACUCUGAGGAGGCUGUUAGUGUUAGCUUGGCUGUUCCCUCCACCUCCCCACCCGCCCAUGGAUCUCCCACAGGGAUGACCAGAGAGGCUGUCACCCCACCUCCGUCUCCCUCCCUGAGUAGCGGUCUGGGGAGCCCUAAUAUGUCCCAUGGGGUGGACACCAUUGGGCUGACGGUGGAUUAUUGGGUAGCGACAUGCUCAGAGCGGAAGAAGGAUGGGGAGCGGUGUGACAAGGGCUCCAAGAACACCCUGAAGAGUGCCUUCCGUUCCCUGCAGGUCAGCAGGCUGCCAGGAGGGGGCUCCACUGAGAACCAGCCCCAGGCAAACACCAUGGCUAUGACUGUGGUCACCAAGGAGAAGAACAAGAAAGUCUCCACCAUAUUCCUGGGGAAGAAGCCCAAAGAGAGGGAUGUGGACUCUAAAAGCCAGGUGGUUGAGGGCAUCACCAGACUCAUCUGUUCUACCAAGCAGCAGCAAACCAGCCUAAAAGUGUCUGUGGACGGCGUGGAGUGGACUGAUGUGAAGUUCUUCCAGCUGGCUGCCCAGUGGCCCACCCAUGUGAAGUACCUGCCAGUGGGGCUGUUUGGCUACAACAAGACUGCCACCUAGAGGCCAACCCAGACAUGGUCCCUCACUCUAUGCUUCCUGGGCACCAAGGUUAUUAUUAUAGUUGUGUUUUUCUAUUCGUUUUUUUAUUUUUGUUUGAAGUUCAGUUUGCUAGUUUUCAGACCAGAUUUACUAGUUUUUGUUUAGUUUGAGUUUUAUAAAAAAUAUUUUCAUUUUUUAUAUUUAUUUUCAGUUUUAGUGUUAGGGACAGAAAGUACCAGAUUUCUUCCUUGGUAGUUAGUGAUAAACAAGCUAGGCCUAUUCGAAACCUCACUAUCUCCAGGCAUUACUGACCUGCCAAGUUCAGAAGCUUGAAAACCCUCAUUUGAUUGUUGUCCAAAGUUUAGAUUUAAAAAAACUCAAACUGAACAUUAUUUGAUGAUUUCUGUCAAAUAGUCAAAUAUCGUUUUAGUUUUUCAAACAUGUUUGUUAAUUAUUUAUUUCACUUUACUAUAAUAACCUUGCUGAGCAGUCUACAAUGGACUUAAAAGCCAAUGAUUAAGGAGAGUUGUUACAUGAUGACAUGGAUUGACAGCGCUAAUGGAUUGAGGCCAUAGAUUUGAAUGCUUGCCAUGUUCCUAUUUUCUAAGGUGGGUUCAAGCAACAAAAUAACUUGUUUGCCUUUUUUGAGAUGCAUUUCCUCGUUCAUAUGCUUUGGCUCUUCUUUCAGUGGAUUGGCAAGGUUAACUCCAGCUGUUCUUGUGGCUGUGUUGUACUUUUUUUUCCCAAGCAGUAUUAUGUGAAGCAAAUUUCAGUGGUCAUUGAUAUUGAUAGAAUUUCCCUCAGUGGUGUUACUCUGUGCAUAAAAAUAAAAAAAAGUUAAGUCAGUUUGGUGAAAGUAAUAUCAAUUGAUUCUUAUUUACAGAAAUGUGUUGUGGACCUGUUUUCGCUUUUAGUAUUUUUCUGUGAGUUACUGUUACUUUUGCAAGUGUGUUUUUGUUUGUGUGCGCACGUGUGUGAGAACCUCCAAAUGCUUGUGAAUGUGUGCAUAGCAUGGGUUGUCAUUGAAAUAAACACUAAAACACUUCA